GUGUGCGCAGAGUGGGGACAGAUGCCCCCGUCCCCCUCCUGCCUCUUCCGCCCCCUCUCGGGAGGAGACUGGGAGUGUGGCUGGGACAGGAGGGGGCGGCGGAGAUGCGAUCCCAACAGAUCCGAGGGAAAGGCCCAGGCUACCCUCGGCCCACGAAGGGAUCUUCCACCGCGGCAGCUAUUUAAAGAGGAUUGCUCUCGUACACUGGCCCAUCUGGCCAGCACAACCGCCUCUGCUCCCCUUGAUUCCACCCUGCCUCGCCACGUCGCCACCUUUCCCCUCCUGUCGCCUUCCUACCGCGCCCCCUCGUCGCCUCCGAGCGGCUCGUUCCCCCUUCUCCUCGCCUCCGGCGCCUUUUCUCCCUGCUUCGUCAGCCAUGUCGUGCUCUCCCUCGAGGCCCAAGCAGCUGCCCGCGCAGGCGCCAUCUCCCACUGCACUGGACGCGCCUGGCGCCACUGCCACCGCCGCCGUCACCGCCACCGCCACUGCCAAUGCCACUGGCUCUGCCCCCGAGCCCCGGUCCUGGGACAGGCUGCUGGCAACAGCCAACUGCCCGAUUGACCGGUCGUUGGAUUCGACUUCCGCCACCGAGGGCGAAGACAGCAGCCCGAAUGGCAGCCCGUCAUCGCCGCCGCCGCCGCCGCCGCCGCCGCCGCCACCGGUUCCGGGGGCCCUGGAGCGCGCCACCUCGCCCACGGGCCCCGGCAGGCGCACGCGCGAGCGCCGCAUCAACCGCUGUUCCCCGGACCAGUGGAAUGCCCUGGUCCGAUGCUACGAAGAGAACCCCUUCCCGGACCGGAAGCGGCGCUUGGAAAUCUCCGACGAGUUGGAACUCCCCAUCAAGGUGGUCACAUAUUGGUUCCAGAACCGCCGGUCCAAGGGGUCCAAGCGGAGCGCCCUCCGGCCCAUGGAGGAGGCCAAGCAAACCGCCCGGGCAUCAGAGGUCCAAGAGAGCGACCUGGCUGCCGGUGCGCUGGGCCCCUCGCCCGAAGUCCGGGAUGCCUUCUCCUGCCCGCCGGACAUCAUGACCCCGGUGUCGCUUGUUUCGUCGGUCGGACCGCCGCCUAUGAGCGUUGUCCCCCUUCGCCGGGCCAGCUUUUCCGGCGGCUACACCUACGAAAGCAUGGCCUCCAGCCGACCGAGCACCCUGAUCCCGGACCGGCCAUCCGCCCUCGCCACCUCGCCGCAGCUCUUCCAUGCCCCGGCCCAUUUGGCGCCCUUCCCGGAAUAUAUCCCGGCGGCCGGGCAGUUCAACAGCUACUAUGGGCUGACGGGGUCGACACCCCCGGCCAUUUCCACUUCCAUGGUCUUGGCACCGGCUCCCCUGCCGGCGCAUCUCCGGCCCUUCGGCCAAAUCCGCCCCACCUCCCCAGAGGGCCCGUCCUCGUCGGAGGAUGUCUCGGCCUCGGAGCCCGACCUCGCACACCGGCCCUCGAGCGGGAACAUCAAUCAUCUGGAUUCCGAGAGCCUCGACCUCCAGGGCAUGUCUUACCCGGGAGCCACGCGGGCGGCGCCCCGUGCCGAGCAUCAUGAGCACUAUUACCGGCAAAUCAGGCCCUCGAGCAGUGGCGCCUACACGCAGUCAACUGCCGAGCUGGGCGCUCUGCCAGCCGGGGACACGCGUUCGCCCGGUGUUUCUAGCUCCGAGGAUGCCCUUUCCUCGCCGGGCGCGCUGUCGCCCGAGUCGCAGAUGCAUGAUGGUGAGCACCCCGAGCAGCCGCACUAUGGCUGCAUCAUCACCGAGAGCACCGGGCCUCACAUGUCCCACAUGAUUUCGGGGCAAUUUUGCGGACCGGAAGCUCAGGCCACCACGGCCCACACGACUCCCUCGCCUCCGGCCGAGCCGUUCGACGGCUUCCCCACGCCCUCCUCGACGCCGGUCCGGCGGCUCGAUGGUGUGCCCCACUCCGGGGGCAAGUCAUGGGGCGUGCACAUGUCGGGAGGCGCGCACGGUCAGCAUGGGAGCUCCCUGCCUGGGGGGAUCACCAUGUCGCCGGUCAGUAUUAGCGAGUCCAGUCCGGACCUGGGGGCGGCGGAUGAGGCUGGCGCGAUGCGGGUCGUGCGUGCGUCGCACUCCUCCCAGGUGCUGGCUGGCCGCAGUAUCGGGUAUUACCCGCAUACUGGGGCGAAUUUCCUCAGCCGCCGAAGCAACAUGGUGCCGAUUUCCCCCUCCCGGCCCGGGGUCUGCUCUUCGCCCCGGCGCUCGGGCGUGCUGUCGGCCCGGGAGCGCCGGUCCUCCACAUGCCCGCCCUUGCCACCUAUGACGGUGGCUGCUGCCGCUGCUGCUGCUGCUGCUGCUGCUGCUGCUGCUGCUGAAGCGGCGGCGACGGCCGCCGGCCGGGCCCCAGAGUCUCCGCCGCCGGCACCCUCGACCACCCCGGAGCCUGUGUCCCUGUCGGCCGUCAGCGCCGAGGCGCCUGCCUGCCGGUCGAUUCUCUUCUCCCCCUCGGGCAAGGAUUCCACGCAGACCCCCCACAGGGGGCCGAUCUCCUUCGCUCCUCUGUCUCCCGGGCUCCAGAUGGUCGGCUUGCGGCCUCUGGAUGCGCCGGCCGGCCGGCCGCCGACCAAUGGCUCCUCGUCGUCGGACGACGAGGAGGACAUGGCCAAUCUCCUUCGCCAGCAGAAGGACCAGCGCCCAUGGCAAUGGUGCCUGGAGCAGCAGCGCUUCGGGCCCCAGGCGCCGGGGGGCGCGCAGACCACCGGCACCGGGGUGCCAGCUCGACUCAUGGACAUCGAUGCGCUGGAGCCCGGGGCCGAGGCCUCCUGCAGCGACGGCGGCAGCCCCCUCAGUGGGGGGACCCACGCGUUGCAUUGCUCCGAGUCCAGUGGCUCCGAGUCACCUGGCCACCUGUCGGAUUAUUCGGAUCCGGAAAGCGAGGGGUCCUUCCGGCGCGGCGCUGGCGGCCUGCAGGUGGCCUGCGUGUGCCCCACCGAGCCCGAGCUUCUGGCCAUGGUCGGCGCCUGCCUCAGCAAGUGGUGCAUUCAGAAUGACCUCCCCUCGGGCCCGGACACUGCGGCCCCGGUGUUCAAGGACGGGCGCUUGUAUGUGUCGGCUGCUCGCACGGAUGCCGUGCUGAAGCUGGUCCAAAGCAUGAUGGGCGAAGAGGCCGGCAUGGCCGAAGUGCCAGCCAUGCAGACAAGCAUCACUCAGGUGCCCAUCAUGCGCCCUCUCAGCAGCUGCUCCGGGGAUGAGGCCCGGUCCGAGGCCGAAGUGGCUCAGUCAUCGGGGCACUUUUCCCAGGUCGUCUUCAUCGGCCGCUAA
Molecule: messenger RNA, 3262 nt
Organism: Fonticula alba
Lineage: Eukaryota; Rotosphaerida; Fonticulaceae
Exons: 4
Coding region: 377-3262 (961 amino acids)
Molecular function (GO): DNA binding
Source: RefSeq, a predicted model, not a curated record